AUGGCGGGCUUGCGCGUGUCGGGGCAGACGCUCGCGGAUGUGCGCAUGGUGGUCUUUGGCGCGGGGAGCGCGGGCGUGGGCAUCGCGGACCAGGUGCGCGACGCCAUCGCCGCUGAGGGCGGCAUCAGCCACGACAAGGCCGCCGAGCAGAUAUGGCUCAUCGACAAGCCCGGCCUCGUCACCACGGACACCGACCCGUCCCCCGCGCAGCGCCUCUACGCCAAGGACGCCUCCUCCUGGACCGGCCGCGACGUCUCCCUCCUCGGCAUCGUGCAGGCCGUGCGCCCCAACGUCCUCAUCGGCACGUCGACCGUCCCGGGCGCCUUCACCGAGGAGAUUGUGCGUGCCAUGGCCGCGCACUGCCCGCGCCCCAUCAUCCUCCCGCUCUCCAACCCCACGCGCCUCCACGAGGCCAAGCCCGCCGACCUGCUCGCCUGGACGCGCGGCAAGGCCCUCGUCGCGACGGGCUCGCCCUUUGCGCCCGUGACGGGGCCGUGGGGCAUCACAAGCACGAGCGACGGCAACGACGACGAGGGGCAGGGAGGACACGACGUGACAGUCGAGGUCGCCGAGUGCAACAACUCGGUCGUCUUCCCGGGCAUCGGGCUGGGCUGCAUCCUCUCGCGCGCCAGCCGCCUCACCGACCGGAUGCUCGUCGCCGCGGUGCGCGCCGUCGCCGACAUGAGCCCCGCGAGGGACGACGCCACGGCGCCGCUCCUGCCGGACGUGCGGGAGGUGCGCGCCGUGAGCGUGCGCGUCGCCUGCGGCGUCAUCCGCGCGGCCGUGGAGGAGGGCCUGGCGACGGAGCAGGGCAUCCCGCGGGACGACGCGGACCUGGAGGAGUGGGUGCGCGAGCAGAUGUGGGAGCCGCGGUAUCGGCCCCUGAGGAGGGUGGGCAUGGAGGGCGCGACGCGUGCGGCGAGGGGCGAGCUGCGCAAGGCGGGCACAGUGAAUAGGGCGGAUGAGCUGUGA
Molecule: messenger RNA, 972 nt
Organism: Purpureocillium lilacinum
Lineage: Eukaryota; Fungi; Ascomycota; Sordariomycetes; Hypocreales; Ophiocordycipitaceae
Product: NAD-dependent malic enzyme, mitochondrial
Biological process (GO): malate metabolic process; pyruvate metabolic process
Cellular component (GO): mitochondrion; cytosol
Molecular function (GO): NAD binding; malate dehydrogenase (decarboxylating) (NAD+) activity
Source: RefSeq, a predicted model, not a curated record